AUGAAGCUAAUGAGAUGGAAUGGAAACAUUCAAUUCGAUCAUUCAUACGUUUCGUCUAUUUUUAUAUUUAUUUUUUAUCCUACCUACGCCAUAACUAUUCGUGGAGAGCUCUUUGAGAAAAAGUUCCAGUUCACGUCAAAGAGCUCUGUGGUUGAGGUUGGCAAAAGCGAAGAUUUUAAAGACAGCAAUAGUUUCCAAGACAUUUCUUCUUCUAAAGGUCAUUUGCAGCAGUUACGAAACGAAAAUGACGGCCCCGACAGCAAAGUAAACGAAGAUAGCGAUGAUUGGAGAGUGAUUCACAAACAAAAAAGUAUGCAGAAACAUGACCUGUUGAUGAGUUACAUAUCCGCUAUUGAGAUGUACGGCAACACAAUCGCAAAAUUGUUCACAAGAUACAACGCAAAAUUCCAACAGACCAUGAUCACCAAGAAUAUUAUGAUGCAAGUUCGGAUUAUUUUGGUUGAACAAUUACUUGAAAAGAAAAAUGGAGAGGUUUCAUUUCCUGAUUAUAAAAACGAUCCUAGACUAUCCAGUUGGAAGUGUGGAAUUGAAAGAAUUUCUCUGCCGUCGUCAAUUCCGAGUACAAAAUUUGAACCCAUGAAAACGAUUCAUGUGACUUUCUUAAGAUUUCGUACAGCUGCUGUGAUACAGAGGUUUCACAAAGAAGACGACAAUGAAGAGGAAAUAGUAGAUGACAACCCAGUAGUGGUCGGAUCGCAACUUUUAUCAAUGAAUGUUGUUCCUCAUCUUGGAGACGAAAUGAAGCUCCCUGUCUCUAUCACCUUCGCCAAUGACGAUUUGUCGCAGAAGAAUUUACCACAUCAAUGUUCUUUCUGGAAUCGAACAGAGGAAUCAUGGCAAGACCAUGGCUGCAAGAAGAUAUUUUCAAACGCUUCUAUAACCACCUGUGAAUGUACGCAUCUAACAACCUUCGGCGUCUUGGUUGAUACUUCCGGAAAGGCUGUCGUGGAGCCGCCUGCGGUUGUUGAUAAGAAACCCACUGCUGAUGGCGAAAGCGUUAAGGGUGGGGUUGUUAUCAAGGGUGGGAAUGAAAAAACUGAGGAGCAGACUAGUAAGGGCGGCAGUAGCGGUAUUGAAGUUAAUAAAGAACCUAAGGAAGAAAAGCCAAAAGCGGAAGAAAAACCGAAGAAGGAGGAGAAACCAAAAGAAGAAGAGAAGAAACCUGAUACAACCACGACCACAACAACAACCACGACAACCUCUACAACUACCACUACCACGGAAGCACCACCACCACCGGGACCAAGCAAAGCACCUGGUAAAAGCAAGCAAGAAAGCAAAAAGAAAGAUCGCAAAUGGUUAUGGAUUCUACUCUUGUUGUUGCUGUUGUUGUUGUUACUGUUGCUAUGUUGCUGCUGCAUUUGUUGUUUGUGUUGCAGAAGAAAAAGGAAAAAAGAAGAAGAUGAUCACAGAGAUAUACUGAACGAAACAUCAUCAGCUCCUGAAACAGAUCCUACAAGUGAUAACUUGGUUGAUAAAAGCAAAAUUAAUCAGGAUCCACAACGCGGUCCAGUAACACCUGGAACAACAUCUUCCUCCUCAUCAAGAUCGAGUUCUCCAGAACCUGGAAAUAGUCCUGGAUGGAGAAAAUUGAUGAGCAAUGCUCAACACCCAAAGAAUAUGUUACUGAGAGAAAAAGCUUUGCUCUUCAAAGACUACGUUCAACCUUACCAUUUCCUCACAAAAGAAAAAGAAAGACCAGAUACAAGUGCUGAAUCUAUUUACGGAUCCACAGUUACUUCAUACCCGAAUACUUCCGAACCAAGUACUCAGACAACACCAAGACGAAUGCGGUCGUAUCAACCGCGUCCGAAACGAGAAAAAUCCCCGAUCCCAAAGAGUAUGUAUAAUGAUAAAAAUAGAACUCCAGAAAAAUCGGAUUCUUCGGAAUCUUCUCCAGAGUCUACCCGACGCGAACCUUAUCGUCUGCGGAGAAGACCUCCAAAUUCGGAUGACGACAGUCCGAUAAGUGACAGGCGAAAUGACAGGAUAAUGCCGGCAAAUUUGAACGAAGCUACCUCAAUGGAGUGGGAUCCUUACCUAGAAAAUAAACAAAAAUCUGGUAAUAGACGAAACAAAGCAAAUGCUAGAAGAAGAAGAAAUAUUUCCCCGAUAUCAGAAGAAGAUGAAGACAAUAACAAACCCACUACAAGUAUAGAUGCUCAAAAUGGCUCUGACAUAAUAGACAGUGCAUCUUCAGAGGGCUCGUCUUACACUGAAAGUGCGCCCAACUCAGAGAGAACGAUAACUUCUGGCGAUAUACGUAGCCCUAAUACUACUCGUGGGCAAACAACAACAGACUUUAACUCGACUACUCAAACAUCAGGUAAAACUGGUACAACGAGGUCACCUACUUCGUCCACGGAAGACUCGUCACGUGAUCCAAGAUAUACAAACAAUAGGUGAUUUUUUAUAGAAAAAUCUAGGCCUAAAAAUAUAUUUUAAUUGCAAAACUUUCUAAUAAACUUCUUUCCUCAUUGCUGGAAAUCAGAAAAAAAACUCCAGGCUAAUUUAAAAAAAACAAAAUUUGGGUGCGUCGGUUUAAGAAAUAUUUUAAUAUCUAAUUCUUUGGUUUGAGUUCUACUUUUGAUAUUAAUUGUAUUAUAUUUUUGUAGUUGACAAUUGUACAGUGUAGAUUUUGCUAUGACGACUAAAUGAGAGAAUUUAUUGA
Messenger RNA from Hydractinia symbiolongicarpus, 2692 nucleotides. RefSeq lists its product as uncharacterized. NCBI's taxonomy places the organism in Eukaryota, Metazoa, Cnidaria, Hydrozoa, Anthoathecata, Hydractiniidae. The transcript has 15 exons. Bases 1 to 2427 code for a protein of 808 amino acids. The record is from RefSeq and is a predicted model, not a curated record.